Molecule: messenger RNA, 2670 nt
Organism: Micropterus salmoides (largemouth bass)
Lineage: Eukaryota; Metazoa; Chordata; Actinopteri; Centrarchiformes; Centrarchidae
Gene: cdadc1
Product: cytidine and dCMP deaminase domain containing 1
Exons: 11
Coding region: 169-1728 (519 amino acids)
Molecular function (GO): hydrolase activity; zinc ion binding
Source: RefSeq, a predicted model, not a curated record
GUAUAUGCGUGCGGCUUCUUUCCUACAGUCUCCGGUGCAGCUCAGAGACUGCUUGUCACUGUUUACCAGGCUAAUAUUCAUUCUUCUUCAAGUGUUGUCCCCUUACCAGGUGCUCUUGUCUUCCUGAAGGCCGGGACCGAGAAUUUAUUUCGCUCUCUUGCGAAGCGAAUGGAAGGAAGCGACAUAAGGAACCGAGCCGACCCGGGUCAGUCCCGGCCAGGUCGAGAUACGAGAGAGAGCAGCACCCAGACUGACAGCAGAGUGCAAGGUCAUGGCUUCAGGUUAUCGAAGGUAAACCUGUUUACCUUGUUGAGUCUGUGGAUGGAGCUGUUCCCCCAGGAGCAACCUGAAGAGGAUGACCACAGUCCAAUCCGUGGGAUGGGUCUGGUGGUGGUGCGGGACAGUAAGGUGGUUGGGCUCCACUGUUCAGGGCCUGAGCUCCACGCAGGACAGGCAGCCAUCAUCCAACAUGGCGCCUGCCUGGCUGACUGUCACUUGUACUUCUCUAGGAGACCCUGCGCUACCUGCCUCAAGAUGAUCAUCAACGCUGGAGUCAGUCAGAUCUCCUUCUGGCCCGGAGACCCUGAGAUCAGCAUGCUGAGGUCCACCUCUACAAACCAUGUAAACUCCCACAGUCCACCUGUGUGCAUCAUGGAGGAGGCUGCCCUGGACGCCGUGGCGACAGAGAAGCUGAAGUCCAACAGCUGUCCUCACAUCUGCGUGCUGCUGCAGCCGCUGGCGCCCGGCCUGGCGCAGUUUGUUUACGAGACGUCCAGAGAGUGUGAUUUCAUGGAGAGAGUGACUGAUGAUGAACCAGGGCUGAACACACAGGAACUCUUUAACAGAGAGCGGACAAGACACCUGAAGGAUUUCUCCAGACAGUUCCUGCUCGAGACGUCUCGGCAGCACCGGGAGAUUCUGACCCAAAUGGGCCUGGAGAACUUCUGUGUGGAGCCGUACUUCUCCAACCUGAGACAAAACAUGAUGGGGCUGGUGGAGGUUCUAGCUGCAGUGGCUGCUGGGGUGCCACAGCAACACUACGGCUUCCACAGGGAACAGCAUUCAACCCCUGACCCCAAGUCCUCACUGCCUCCUCGUCACGAGGGACUAUCCCAAGAAGUGGCUCGCCAUUGCAUUAUCCAAUCCAGGCUUCUGGCUUAUAGAACAGAGGACCCUAAAGUGGGUGUGGGUGCUGUCAUCUGGGCCAAAGGACAGUCGGCUAGCAGCGGUGGAACAGGGUGUCUGUACCUGGUGGGUUGCGGCUACAACGCUUACCCGGCAGGCUCACAUUACGCCGAGUACCCCCAGAUGGACAACAAACAAGAGGACCGCCAGAGACGCAAAUACAGAUACAUUGUACACGCAGAGCAGAACGCCAUCACCUUCAGGACUCGAGGCAUCAAACCAGAGGAGCCCACCAUGCUGUUUGUAACCAAAUGUCCCUGUGAUGAGUGUAUCCCUCUGAUCAGAGGAGCCGGCAUUACACACAUCUACACCACCGACCAGGACAGGGACAAGGACAAGGGAGACAUUUCCUACCUGAGGUUCAGCAGCCUCAAGAACAUCAGUAAAUUCAUAUGGCAGAGGAGCCCUUCAGUUUGCUUGGCGUCGUCUCCUCACCUUGGCAAUGGUUACGUUGGGAAGCACAGCAGGCAGGCUGAGCACGAGAGCCACAGCAACAAGAAGAUGUGCACCAACAGAUCCCACGACUCACCUACUCUUCGCUGAACAUCAGCCACGCAUGGAUGGAUGGACAGAUAAAAGGAUAUACCAAAAACAGAAUCAUGUUUUUAGCUCACGACCCACAGAUUUGAUAUUUUAUGGAUGCAGCAAAAAAGAAAUCAGAAUAUUAGUCAUUUCCUCCCUGAAGAUCAAAUCUGGGUACCACAUUUUACGUUACGUUUUACGUUCUCUAUUUGCCCUUUUUAUGUAGGACUGAGAUUGGUUUUGUGAGCCAUGUUUUUUUGCAAGACCGGUCAGUUUGUAGGUUAUGUAAUCAGGACAUCGACAUUAGCAUCUUUCUUGUGUCCCUCUGGAGACUGUUAAAUCUGCUGCUGCAUGUUUAUGUUUUAUACCAAGCUGAGUGAUAACAGGAGCCAACAGCAGCCAACUCUGGCAGUUUACAGUUGCACCUAAAAGGCUAUAUUUGGACUGCCAGGGGCUGCUUUAAUUGGGAAUUGUUAUUGGCGGGUGACUGGAGGAAAGUCCCCCGUGUCCUUUAAGGUGUCAAGAAGUGCCAGCCUUCCUCUAAAAUACUUAAUCUGAAACUUUCCUAGCAUUGUAUCUUCCAUCUAUCUUCCAGUCCUGUUAUUAAGAAGUCAGCGGUGUGGAGAGACAAGAACAAGCUGAAAACCAUACAACACGCUGACUUCAAAGGGAAACCACUAAGAAGGGAUGGAUGGUUGCAUCAACAAUAGAAGAGGUGUAAAGAACACAGUGACUGAACGAAAUGAAGCAGAGCAAGACGGGAAAUAGAGAUACCACAAAAAAUAAUAUAUUUAAAAUAGUAAUAUAAACCCAGUAUGUGGAUUUUUUUUUAUACAAAAGCUGAAUAGUUUAUGUAAAUUGUGUAAAGUGUUUGAUAUCAAGAAAUCAUGUAAGUAUGUGUGCACAGGUAGCCCCUGUUGCCCCUGGAUGUUGACUUGAACAAGGUUUAAAAGAAGAAGCAUC